AGACUGCAGCGAAUACUUGACCUUGUUUACAUACAGUGACUUCGCAGAGCCGAACACGAGCCGAACGUCAUUCGGGGGUUUCCGGAAAAGAGAUGCGGAAUGAACGAGACUCCAUGUUUAUUGUGGCCCAAUGCCUGAAAUCAAACCUCUCAUCUAGCAGGAAGAGAAGCAGAAACCUGCCUGUAAAAUGAGUGUGAAUGAGGAGAGAGAGGAGGAGGCUUCUGUUCACACUCAGAGAGCAGCAUCUUCAGGAUUCAGCUGUGUGUCCAUGAAGAGUAACAACUCCAUGAUUAUUCCCCCUGAAUUCAGUGAUGGACCAUCUUCAGGAUUCAGCUGUGUGUCCAUGAAGAGUAACAACUCCAUGAUUAUUCCCCCUGAAUUCUGUAAUGGACCUUCUUCAGGAUUCAGCUGUGUGUCCAUGAAGAGUAACAACUUAAUUGGUCUUUUCAGUGAUGGACCUACCUCUGACCCUAAUUUCAUCAGCAAGAAGAGAAAGCGAGCAGCAUCUCCGAUAUCUGGCUGUGUGCCUAUAAAGAGUAACAAAUCUAUUGUUCUAUCACCUGUUCUCAGUGAUGAACCUGCUGUGACCUCUGACCCUCUUGGUGGGAGAGCUGAUCAGAUCAGAUGUGUGUCCUGUCAGACCUGCACAUCCUCCUCCUGUCAGAAACACAUCAGUCAUCAUGACACAGAAGCAGCUCUGCAGCUCGAUUCUCACCAACCAGUGCAUGAUGAUCUGCAGAGAGGUAAAGACCUGCACAAAACCAGCAUGAAGAACAGAUAUGAGAGCGUAUUUGAGGGAGUCAAACUACAAGAGCAUCAGACCCUCCUGAACAGGAUUUACACACAGCUGUACAUCAUAGAGGGAGAGAGUGAAGGAGUGAAUGAAGAACAUGAGGUGCUACAGAUGGAGAAAAGUUACAAGACAUUCCAAGACACUCCAAUCAAUUGCAAUGACAUAUUUGAUCCUUCACCUGAACCAGGAUAUGAGGAGAAGAGAAGAGAGAAGAAAGACAAAAUCAAGACUGUUCUUACUAAAGGCAUUGCUGGAAUCGGAAAAACCGUCUCUGUGCAGAAGUUCAUUCUGGACUGGGCUGAGGGAAAAGCCAAUCAGGAUGUAGAUUUCAUGUUUGUGCUUCCAUUUAGAGAGCUGAACUUGAUUAAAGAUCAUCAGUACAGUCUUCAUAGACUUCUGCUUGACUUUCAUCCUGAACUUCAAGAUCUGGACUCAAAGAUUUAUGAUGAAUGUAAAGUUGUGUUCAUCUUUGAUGGUCUGGAUGAAAGCAGAAUUACACUGAUGUUUUCAGAAAGUGAGAAAAUUUCUGAUGUGACUGAGACUUCAUCAGUGGGUGUGUUGAUGUCAAAGCUCCUGAAAGGAGAUCUGCUUCCCUCUGCUCUCAUAUGGAUCACCACCAGACCAGCGGCAGCCAAUCAGAUCCCCUCUAAAUACAUCAACCGUGUGACAGAAAUUCAGGGAUUCAAUGACCCUCAGAAGGAGGAAUAUUUCAGGAAGAGAAUCAGUGAAGAGCAUCAAGCCAACAGAAUCAUCUCACACAUCAGAAGAGCAAGAAGCCUCCACAUCAUGUGCCACAUACCUGUCUUCUGCUGGAUCUCAGCCACUGUGCUUCAAAACAUCCUGAAACAAGAUCUCAGUGCAGAAAUCCCUCAAACUCUGACUGAAAUGUACAUACACUUCCUCCUCAUUCAAAUAAAUAUGAGGAACCAGAAGUAUGAAGAGAGAGAUCCAGAGAAACUCCUGCAGUCCAACAGAGACGUGAUUGUGAAACUUGCUGAACUGGCUUUCAAUCAGCUGAUGAAGGGCAAUGUGAUGUUCUAUGAGGAGGACCUGAGAGAGAGCGGCAUAGACGUCACUGACGCCUCAGUGUAUUCUGGGAUUUGCACUGAGAUCUUUAGGGAGGAAUCUGUGAUUUAUCACAGGAAGGUUUACAGCUUUGUACAUCUGAGCUUUCAGGAGUUUUUUGCAGCGCUGUAUGUGUUUUUCUGCUAUUUACACAAGAAAGGUGAAGUUCUGAAAAUGUUCCUGACAGGAAAGUCCAGAACUCAGUGUGGGAAUGUUUCUCUGGAUGUGUUUCUGAAGGGAGCAAUGAAUAAAGCCUUGAACAGUAAAAAUGGACAUCUGGAUCUUUUCCUUCGAUUCCUUCAUGGCAUCUCACUGGAGUCCAAUCAGAGACUUUUACAGGAUGUGCUGAUUCACACAGAAAACAACCCAGAGAGCAUCAAGAAAAUAAUCCACAACCUCAAACGAGGUCAAAAGAACAAUGUCAGUCCUGAAAGAUGGAUGAAUCUGUCACACUGCUUGAUUGAGAUGAAGAAUAAUUCUGUUGUUGACGAAAUGCAGGCAUUUUUAAAAAAUAAAACAAUAAGUAAAAGUCUUUCUCUUGCACAAUGUUCAACUUUGGCAAACAUGAUCCUAAUGUCAGAGGAGGUGAUGGAUGAGUUUGAACUUAAAAAGUACAAAUUCAAAUCAAAAGAGGGUCAAUGGAGACUGGUACCUGCUGUGAGGAACUGCAGAAAAGUUCUUUUGGCAGGCUGUAAACUCACUGAACAACAUUGUGAAACUGUGGCUUCAGCUCUACAAUCAUCAAACUCCCCCCUGAGAGAGCUGGACCUGAGUGACAAUGACCUGCAGGGUUCAGGACUGAAGCUGCUCUGUGAUGGACUGAAGAGUUCAAACUGUCAGCUCAACAUACUGAGAUUGGCUGGCUGUAAUCUCACUGAUCAGUGCUGUGAAAUUGUGGCUUCAGUUCUACAAUCAUCAAACUCCUUCCUGAAGUAUCUGGAUCUGAGUAACAACAAGCUGCAGGAUUCAGGAGUGAAGCUGCUGUUUGAUGCACUCCAGGCUCCAAACUGUCAAAUCAACAUACUGAGAUUAUCUGGCUGUAUGGUGACAGAAGAAGGUUGUGCUGCUCUGGAAUCAGCUCUGAGUUCAAGCCCGUCACACCUGAGAGAGCUGGAUCUGAUCUACAGUCACCUGAGACCCGGGACUCUGGACAAGUAUGUGAGCAGUAACAAUCAUUCUGUCUGCUGUGUGUGUGAGAGAAUUUGACAUUGUUUUUGUGGUUGUCAAGAGAUGCUUCUUUGGUUCUCACAAAAAAGAUAGCAACUUCUUUUUUUUUUAAAAAGAAAAAAAAGGGGGGGAUGCAUUUACAUAAAAGUAAGAUGCUGUUUUUCACUGGGGGUCUACGAAAGCAUUAUAUGCAUUAUGAAUCUCAGCUUCUCUAUGAUGAUUGGAUGAGCUUUCAAAAUGUAUCCUGUGGUCUUGUACAUAACAUCUAACAAUAUGUCCAAAAAAGAUUUUUUUUACAGGACAAUCCCAAAACAUGUAUGAAUGUGCUCAGGCUCCCUGCCCACAAAAAUGUAUAUGAGUGGGUGACAAACACAUAACAUGUCAUAUGUGUGUGGUUAAAAGGCACUAUGAAUCAUUUAAAAAUGGAUGAAAUGAUGAUUAGGAUCUGUGGAUGCAUGGAAUAUAUUGUCCUCAAGAUGGAUGCACUAAAGGUCAUCUGCCGGAAAGUAAAUUCAGAUUGUGUCAAAUAAGAGUAUGAGUAUGCCAUGUAGUUUUAAAUGAAGCAUCUUUCUGAAUAUCUAGAGAAUGUAGGUUUGUAUAGGUUCAUAAUAUUAUGAGCACUUCCUGUAAGAAAGGCCAGAAAAUAAACAAUCUUACAUCUUUAUUGGAGAAAAAUGUUCUAUUUGUUUCCAUGAGGAUCAAAACAUUUCAUGACUGAAAGCA
Messenger RNA from Megalobrama amblycephala (Wuchang bream), 3748 nucleotides. Its product is annotated as NACHT, LRR and PYD domains-containing protein 3-like. The transcript has 7 exons. NCBI's taxonomy places the organism in Eukaryota, Metazoa, Chordata, Actinopteri, Cypriniformes, Xenocyprididae. The record is from RefSeq and is a predicted model, not a curated record. The coding region runs from base 188 to 3064 and encodes 958 amino acids. Gene Ontology annotation, molecular function: protein binding.